AUGAAACUGGUAGUUUUGAGCGUGUGCCUGUCGGUUUUGGCUCUCGGAGCACCGGGACCAACUACUGCUCCCCAGGGAAACGUGUGCAAUUACAAGGCGCAGGGCGAUGAGUCCACGCAGAAAGCGGUGCCGAUUCAGGACUUUCGCUCUUCCGGACUCGAUUUUAUUCGGUAAAAACCUUCUCGGUUCUCGGUAGCAAACUGUCCGUUUUCAGUCCAAACUGGUGCAUCACUCAUUGUGCCGACCGAAAAUCGGUCAAGGCGGCCGUGCGCUUCCAGUUCGCCAACACCUCGACGGCAGUUCGUGAGUGACGGGGUACGGCGGUUGGGAUUACGGUAGACACAAUUCAGCCACCUACAAAGUGCGUCGCUUUCACCACAAAGAAUCGGGAGUCAAAAUCGAAAAAGAGCUGAUCGGCGGAGUGCCGAACGAGAGAGACGACGAUCCGUACAGUAAGACGACAAUAUCUAAACCAAUUUUUGCAUUUUUUAAAGACUUUUGCGCCGACAAUUCAGUUUCGGAUACUGUCGAUCAGGUCGUCGCGCAGUACGACGAUUUAGACACUAUGGCCGAGGCGCUGAACUAUUUCGUCAACAAACCACAGUGGGCGUUCUUGAUUUAUGAUGUGAGUUGGUGUAUCUUAGCAGCGGGCAGAGAUAUCAAAAAGUGGUCAACUGACGAAAUGUGCAAAAUUUUUUAAUGAACAUUUUAUCAGUUGACUACUUUUUGAUAUCUCUGCCGGCAAUUGAGUAAUAUCGUUUUGAAUAAACGGUACCCAACGGAUGUCUUUCUGUUUCCCGUCACGCUUUCAAAGUUCUUCAAUCGAACCUUUUUCAGAUGGGCAACCCGCCGAGCAUUAUUGAAACGCUCAAUGUGAAGCACGAUCUGAACUACUGCGAAAAGUUUCUCAGAAGCAGAUGCCAGACGGAUCGUUCGCUUUGUAUCAAGUGUUCGGUGGAAUGGUCAAGGCUUGA
This is a messenger RNA of Caenorhabditis sp. 36 PRJEB53466, 974 nucleotides long. The record is from the annotation of a GenBank genome assembly. Lineage: Eukaryota; Metazoa; Nematoda; Chromadorea; Rhabditida; Rhabditidae.